GGAAGACGAGACGGCGGCUGCGUUGAGGAUCCUUGAGGCAAAGAGAAGUGGGAAAAACAUGCUGUCGCUCAGGCAGGUCAGUGGUGGUUGGCUAGCUCAAGAAUCUGACGAUCUAACCCCAGAAGACAUCACCUUCACGACGGGUUCUGAGAGAGCUCCGACGGACAGUGAGCUCUCGGAUGCCAAGUUCGCCUGGCUCUGUGUGAAGCACGUCAAGAGCAACGCCAUUGUGAUUGCCAAGGACAACUGCAUGCUGGGCAUGGGUAGCGGGCAGCCAAACAGGGUGGACAGCCUGAGGAUCGCCUUCAGGAAAGCAGGGGAAGCCGCCAAGGGAGCCGCUCUGGCCAGCGACGCCUUCUUCCCAUUCGCUUGGAAGGAUGCCGUGGAGGAAGCAUGUGAGAACGGCAUCAGCACGAUUGCGCAGCCUGGCGGCAGCAUGAGGGACAAGGACGCCGUCGACUGAUGCAACAAGUAUGGGGUCUCCCUCCUGUUCACCGGGGUCCGCCACUUCAGGCACUGAGCCUAACCUGAGUCUGUAUCAUAUCACCGGUCUACUGUCAGUCAGUCCGCCGCGGGAACUUGUGGAUGUUUGUCGCAAUAAGACAGGCGCAGGUGAUUCUGAGUCCAACUAGGAUUAAGUGUAUGACGGUGGCGAAAGCAUUUUGCCAUGUACGCAAAGUGAGGACGCCUAGGUGUUCGUCACAUUGCUGAGCCAGCAGCGGCUGGGUAAUAACAAGGUCGGAAAACCCGGGGCCAUGUACUAGUUAAACCAAGCAAAAACCGUGUUUGUAUUCAGA
Triticum aestivum (bread wheat) is the source of this 797-nucleotide messenger RNA. Its product is annotated as bifunctional purine biosynthesis protein PurH. Gene Ontology annotation, cellular component: cytosol. The record is from RefSeq and is a predicted model, not a curated record. Gene Ontology annotation, biological process: 'de novo' IMP biosynthetic process. The transcript has 3 exons. Gene Ontology annotation, molecular function: IMP cyclohydrolase activity; phosphoribosylaminoimidazolecarboxamide formyltransferase activity. Lineage: Eukaryota; Viridiplantae; Streptophyta; Magnoliopsida; Poales; Poaceae. Bases 59 to 463 code for a protein of 134 amino acids.